AUGAGAAUUGAAACGCUGAGCCUUGAUUUAUUAGACGAAAGACAUUCGCCCUUUUUAUUGUAUUGUGAUAAAGUACGAGGGUCCAAAAUGACGACCCAAGUGCAAGCAUUAUAUGACUUCGCAGGUGAGCCGGGCACCACUGAAAUGUCCAUAACCUGUGGAGAGAUAUUAACAUUGAUAAACACAGAGAUCGGUGAGGGGUGGUGGGAGGGAAGGAAUGCUAAAGGUGAGACAGGCCUAUUCCCUGCUGCAUAUGUGAGGAAACUGACACCGGAAGAAUCAACUCCUACAAUGGCUAAAAUAGCUCCCGCUGCACCCAGGUACGAUCAAGCAGCAGAUGAAUGGGGAGAACAACAAUAUAGUGCAGGCGAUAACAAUUAUCAAAGAGGAGCAUCUCAUGAAGACGGGUGGGACGAUGAUUGGGAUGAUGAUACAUAUUCAGAAAUAGGUCCAGCCUCUCAACAAAAUAAAGCACAAUACAACCAACAACCUCUAGCACCGUUGCCAGGCAUGCCUAUUAAUGAUUACAAUCAACAUAUAGAUGACACUGCAUCUACAUUCUCCUCAGUUGGUACAGUUAGGAAAAGUAAAUUUGCUCCCUCUUCAAAAGUUAGCGGUGAAAGCUAUCUUCUUGGAACUUUAAAUGUAGAGGUGUCAGAUACUGAAAAAGUUUAUAUAAUUCAAGAUGAGGAUGGCUAUGCCUGGUCUCCAAUAUCACAACCGUAUCACGUUACAGUGGCAUCACCAAAAAAAGAAUCCAAGUUCAAAGGAAUUAAAAGCUUUAUUGCAUAUCAGUUAACACCUUCAUUUAAUAAUAUCCAAGUCUCUAGAAGGUAUAAACACUUUGAUUGGUUACAUGAAAGGUUGCAAGAGAAGUUUACAUUAAUACCAAUUCCACCAUUACCUGACAAGCAAAUAUCGGGACGUUACGAUGAGCAAUUAAUCGAGCGUCGAAGAGUUCAGCUUCAGGAGUUUGUGGAUUGGAUGUGCAAGCACCCAGUUCUGUCCAAGAGUGAAGUGUGGCAACACUUUUUGACUUGCACAGACGAAAAACGUUGGAAAGCUGGAAAACGACAGGCAGAAAGGGAUAACCUGUUGGGCUUAAAUUAUUGUGUAUCUUUAGUUGUACCUGAGAAAGCUUUAUUGCAAUCGCAAGUGGAUCACAUCACAGAACAAUGCAAUACGUUUCUCGGCAGCAUGGAUUCCUCCGUAAAGUCACUUACAAAUAUGUGUAUCGCACAAACUAAGAGAUUCCAGGGUCCAUACAAAAGUGAUUGUCAAAAAAUAGGAGAAGCCUUUUAUAAUUUAGGGAAUGCCCUCAGCUUAGACGAAGGAACUAUAGUGUCCACAUCGAAACUUACAUCCGCCAUAAAGAUGACCGGAGGUGCUUACAUCGAAAUAGGUCGGAUGUACGAGGAACAACCUAAGUAUGAUUUCGAGCCUCUAGGAGAUAAAUUUCACUUAUACAAGGGCAUAGUCGGCUCGUUUCCCGACUGCCUCGCCAAUCACAAGGCCGCCGUGCAGAAGAAACGGGAGUGUGAGAGGUUGACAGCCGAGCAUAAAAUGGAAGUGGCGCAGCUAAACGAGGUCUUGCGCAGGACUGACGUCAUUUCGUAUGCCCUUCUUGCCGAAAUUAGUCACUUCAAGAGUGAGAGAACAGUCGACUUGAAAGCGACUAUGCAGAAAUUUUUAAAGCAACAAAUCACAUUUUACAAAAAAGUAGUCGAUAAACUAGAGGCAACCCUGCACCAGUACGACGAGUAG
Messenger RNA from Leptosia nina, 1764 nucleotides. NCBI's taxonomy places the organism in Eukaryota, Metazoa, Arthropoda, Insecta, Lepidoptera, Pieridae. The record is from the annotation of a GenBank genome assembly.